GACUCCUUACAGUCUGGAAAAGCCAACUGGAAUUACAAAUGGAGAGGAGAAUAGAAGAUUUUUCAGCAAAUUUGGCUCAAGCAGAGGAUCAGAAUUCUGAAUUACAGAAGAGGUUGGAAGAUGGAGAGAUUGAAGCAUCUGCUCGAUUAGCAGCCUUAACUGAACAAGUUAACAAUCUCCAAGAGCAGUUGAAUUCUUUGUCUGCUCUAAAAAUUGAAUCUGAUGCCCUGCUUGAGAAGAAAACUGCAGAAAUAGUGGAAUAUGCCAAUCAGGUAGAAAAUCUCAAGGAGGAAUUAGCAAGCAAAUUAGUGGAUGGGCAAAGAUUGCUGGGAGAGAAGAUGGUUUGCUUGUGCAGAUAAAUGACCUGGAACUGGUGGUGGAGUCU
This is a messenger RNA of Coffea arabica (coffee), 385 nucleotides long. The record is from RefSeq and is a predicted model, not a curated record. Lineage: Eukaryota; Viridiplantae; Streptophyta; Magnoliopsida; Gentianales; Rubiaceae.